Oreochromis aureus is the source of this 2027-nucleotide messenger RNA. It is a transcript of the gene rdh8a, whose product is annotated as retinol dehydrogenase 8a. The record is from RefSeq and is a predicted model, not a curated record. The transcript is spliced from 6 exons. Gene Ontology annotation, cellular component: cytoplasm. Gene Ontology annotation, biological process: estrogen biosynthetic process. Gene Ontology annotation, molecular function: estradiol 17-beta-dehydrogenase [NAD(P)+] activity. Lineage: Eukaryota; Metazoa; Chordata; Actinopteri; Cichliformes; Cichlidae. The coding region runs from base 281 to 1234 and encodes 317 amino acids.
CGUGCACGUCCACACAUUUUUAAGGAAAUUAACUAGGCUACUUUUUCUAGGGCAGUCGGCACCUAUCAAGUAACUGCAAGGGGUGUUUGCGGUAUCACGUCUUUUUUUGAGGGGGGGUUUACUGAUUUUAUGAAACAUGUGACUGAAUUAGGCGCUCACAUGGCUGCUGUGGCUGCAUGAUCGGCUUUAGUUUUUUAAAGUUCGGUUAUCGGUAGCUCCCUCGGCUGGGACCAUCUAGAGCAGAAGACCCCUGAAAACACUGCGCGUAUACGGACAAAUCAUGGCGAACAGUGGGCAGAAAGUUGUGCUGAUCACCGGCUGCUCCUCCGGCAUCGGGUUACGAAUUGCCGUCAUCCUGGCCAAAGAUGAAAAGAGUCGUUACCAUGUCAUUGCCACGAUGCGGGACCUGAAGAAGAAGGACAAGUUGGUGGAGGCAGCUGGAGACGCAUAUGGAAAGACCUUGACGUUGCUUCCAUUAGAUGUGUGUAGCGAUGAGUCCGUCAGGCAGUGCGUCAACAAUGUUAAGGACCGCCAUAUUGAUAUUCUGAUCAACAAUGCAGGUGUGGGCUUGCUUGGACCUGUGGAAAGCAUCAGCAUUGAGGAGAUGAAAAAAGUAUUUGAGACCAACUUCUUUGGAGUGGUUCGUAUGAUCAAAGAAGUGAUGCCAGACAUGAAGAAGAGGCGUUCAGGGCACAUUAUCGUCAUGAGCAGCGUCAUGGGUCUUCAGGGUGUGGUAUUCAACGAUGUUUACACUGCUUCUAAGUUUGCAAUGGAGGGUUUCUGUGAGAGUCUGGCUGUGCAACUGAUGAAGUUCAAUAUCAGGUUGUCCAUGAUUGAGCCUGGUCCUGUGCAUACUGAAUUUGAAACGAAAAUGAUGGAGGAUGUGGCUAAGAUGGAGUAUCCGGGUGCGGAUGCUGACACAGUUCGUUAUUUUAAAGACGUUUAUCUGCCAUCAUCAAUAGAUAUAUUUGAGGCCAUGGGCCAAACACCAGAUGACAUAGCUAAGUGCACUAAAAAGGUUAUUGAGUCAAACAACCCUCGCUUCAGGAAUCUGACCAACAACCUCUACACACCCAUUGUGGCCCUGAAAUAUGCCGAUGAGACUGGAGGCCUGUCUGUAAACACAUUCUACAAUCUACUCUUCAAUUUCGGCCCUCUCAUGCACAUCACCAUGAGCAUCCUCAAGUGCUUGACGUGCAGCUGCCUGCGUAGACGCACCAUCUCACCUAACUGAAGAUGGAGUGUGUAAUUCUGUCACUUAACGUUAACCUCCCAGUUUGUUGAACGGAGGUUUCCUGAGCAGCAGGUAGACUAGAACAAGUAACCUGGAGAGAGGAGGCACCUUUUAGUUUAAAGACAGAGCCACAAUAAGCUUCUCAAGACAACAUGCACAGCUGCACAAGUUUGUCACAGAGAUGUUAUAUAUAGGGUGACCUCAUGUACUGACACAGAAACAUGCAUACACCACAACACAGACAUACAAACAACACACACAUUGGAUUAUCGUAUAUAUAAUAUGACGAGGAACUCAUGCCAUAGUCUGGUUAGUAUGGCAAGAACUGAACAGCUGCUUUGUAAGUUGUUGGAUAUAUAUGUUGUUAAAUGAAAGUGUAAAGAUGGAACUUAAGAUCGAAACACAUGGAUAGAUGUCAAAGCACAAGAAAUAAAUUAAGAUAACGAGAGAAACCAUAAAAUUAUAAUAAAUAUAACAAUCACAAUACCUAGGUAUUGUUUCAUUACUCAUCAGAGUAAUGACAUGUAAGACAGAGUCAGAAUAUAUGAUAUAUCUAUAUCUAUAUAUAUAUAUAUAUAUAUAUAUAUAUAAAUAUUUCAGCUUUUGUUGUUCAGUGCCCUUAAUUUUAUGUUCACCUUAAUGUAAUGUUCUCAUGGUCAUAACUGCUGUUGAAUCAUAUUUCUAAUCUUUGAUAAACCGAAUGUUUGUUUUGUUUUUUUCAAGUUUUACGAAGGGCUGGAUCAGAUACUUUCACCAAGCCAAGAUGGAAAAAAUAAAGUGAAUUCUGAUUUAC